Molecule: messenger RNA, 584 nt
Organism: Corylus avellana
Lineage: Eukaryota; Viridiplantae; Streptophyta; Magnoliopsida; Fagales; Betulaceae
Source: RefSeq, a predicted model, not a curated record
UUUUUGGUCUAUAACAGUAACCCUCUGCCCACUUACAGUCGUCGGUGCUUUCUAUCUCUCUCUCUCUCUCUCUCUCUCUCUCUCCUCUUCGGAGUACCACAUCGACGAGCUGAGAUGGCGGAUUGCAGCAGAGGAAAUGGAGACUAUUUUGCUUCCCAAAACCAAGAGGCAGCAUCCACAGGGAAGAAGUACGGUGAACUGAUGCCAAAGAAAAAGCCAUUGAUUUCAAACGAUCAUGAACGUGCAUUCUUUGAUUCAGCAGACUGGGCAUUAUGCAAGCAAGGUGCUGGAGUAAAUCAAAAAUCAACAGCGGCAGUAGAGACCUUGCAACCAAAACUACAGAGAACACCGCACCAACAACUACCCCCAAGGAGACCUGCUUGUACAUCCGGUCGGGAUGGCGUGGGAGAGUGGAAGUGAUUAGAUCAGGUGUUAAAGAAGUUGUGUGAUCAUAUGUUGUUACAAAAAAUGUGAUUGGAACAUAAAUGGCAUACAUUGUUGAAUUGGGCUGAACGCUUUAUAUAUGUCUAUCAGCUUCUAAUAAAAAAGUUUUCAUUAUGUGGGAAAUGUUCAAUGUUGUAAUA